AUGCGUAUCUCACGCGUCAAAAACGAUGAGAAUGUACCUCCUCAUGGCACUCUUGCAAAAGCCUUUCACCAGCGCAAUAAAUCCAGCCCAGCCCUGACCUCUUUUCCUGGCGGUCAUUCUCUCAAGACUGCGGCGAAACGUAACGUCUUUGCAGACGUAAGCAACACUGCCUCCGUCAUCAGAGAUGAUUCUAUUCUCCAUACAAAGCCUGCCCUCCAGCCCACCGUGAAGCACGCUCCCACCUUGAACGAAAGAAGAUCUGUCGCUCUCCUCAAACCUGCACAGAGACCCUUCUCCCUGACGGGUCUCAAGCCCGUAACAGCAGCCGGCAACGGCCAUGCCGCUUCAGACUAUGUCCCAAAGGCAGAACUUGGAGAGAAUAAUGCAACGCAACAACAGAACCAAAGAAAGGCCUUGAGCAAGCGGCCAACGAUGAUCUUCAAGGACAAUCCUACGGCUGCAGUUCCAGAUAAUACUCUGAACACUCUCAUCCCUGUCACGUCUUGCAUACCAUCGAUCAAUGCUCAGGUUGAGAAUUUGGCCGGACCCAAUCUUGAUGAUCUUCCUAUCCUCCCACCGCCGUCUUCAAUUACUCAACGUCCUGCUGAACCCACCAAGGCAGUACACGAAGCCAGAUCCGACACCAGUCUCCCAGAAAUCCACGGAGUCAGUUUAGAACCUGCGCCUCUGUACAGUGAAACACAUGAAGCAUGCAUUCAUGAGGUUGCACCAGUGAUGGAACCAUCAAAGCCCCAGGUCAUAUUACCACAAGUGGUAGAUAGCGAACCACCCAAAACACAUGCACCGCUGCACGAUAUCAGCGCGGUCGCUCCCAAGGCAGCUGAAACGAAACAAGUCUCCGUCGCAAGCCUAAUCAAUCCUGUGAACCAUAUCCCUGCUUUGAAUCCUCAUCAUACUGAGUAUGAACAGGCUAUGGAGCCUGAAGAGUACUGGGAUGAUGAUGACGACGAGAAUUAUGAAGAGGAAGGUUACGUGACUGCAAGAUCAUUUCGGUCCAAAGGUGACAACACCACCGGAGGUACUACCCUAGUCCUUUUCCCCCAGGUCAACAACCGCGUCCGCAAGGAAAUAUCUGCCGCCAAACAGCUGGUGGAGGCCACCAGGUCUCCUGAAGAGAUUGAAGACGAAAGUUACGAUACCAGCAUGGUUGCCGAAUACGGAGAUGAGAUCUUUGACUAUAUGAGACAUCUUGAAGUGAAGAUGCUUCCUAAUGCCCACUACAUGGACAACCAGCAUGAGAUCCAGUGGUCCAUGCGCUCCGUUUUGAUGGACUGGCUAGUUCAAGUUCACCAUCGCUUCAACCUCCUACCCGAAACGUUAUUUCUUUGUGUCAACUACAUUGAUCGCUUCCUGUCUUGCAAAGUCGUUUCUCUUGCAAAGUUGCAGCUUGUGGGAGCAACAGCUAUCUUCAUCGCUGCCAAGUAUGAAGAGAUCAACUGCCCGUCGGUGCAAGAGAUUGUUUACAUGGUUGAUGGGGGCUAUACAAUCGAUGAGAUCCUCAAGGCAGAACGUUUUAUGUUAACCAUGCUGCAAUUCGAGCUGGGCUGGCCGGGUCCAAUGAGCUUCUUGCGGAGAAUUAGCAAGGCAGACGAUUACGACUUGGAGACACGGACUCUGGCAAAGUAUUUUCUGGAAGUGACAUUGAUGGAUGAGCGUUUUAUUGGAAGCCCUCCGAGCUUCACCGCCGCGGCAUCACAUUGUCUCUCUCGCAUGAUGCUUCGCAAGGGCACAUGGUCUCCCCACCAUGUCUACUAUUCCGGGUACACCUUCUCUCAACUCAAGGCACUUCUAAAUCUGCUUCUGGAGUGUUGCGAAGACCCUCGAAAGCACCAUGCUGCCGUCUACAACAAGUAUUGCGACAAACGCUACAAGAGAGCAUCAGCAUUCGUCGAGACAGAGAUGCAGCGAGGCUUCCAACUGCCAGACCCGGUCGCAAUCGCUGCUUUAUCACAGCCACCUACCAUUGAAUACUAUGAUAGCGUUUCAUUCUUCCGAGUCUGA
Exophiala aquamarina CBS 119918 is the source of this 2022-nucleotide messenger RNA. RefSeq lists its product as uncharacterized. Bases 1 to 2022 code for a protein of 673 amino acids. NCBI's taxonomy places the organism in Eukaryota, Fungi, Ascomycota, Eurotiomycetes, Chaetothyriales, Herpotrichiellaceae. Gene Ontology annotation, biological process: regulation of cyclin-dependent protein serine/threonine kinase activity; mitotic cell cycle phase transition. The transcript has 2 exons. Gene Ontology annotation, cellular component: centrosome; cyclin-dependent protein kinase holoenzyme complex; nucleus. The record is from RefSeq and is a predicted model, not a curated record. Gene Ontology annotation, molecular function: cyclin-dependent protein serine/threonine kinase regulator activity.